This is a messenger RNA of Oncorhynchus keta (chum salmon), 6071 nucleotides long. RefSeq names its product growth/differentiation factor 11-like. Gene Ontology annotation, molecular function: growth factor activity; cytokine activity. Gene Ontology annotation, cellular component: extracellular region. Gene Ontology annotation, biological process: SMAD protein signal transduction. The transcript is spliced from 3 exons. NCBI's taxonomy places the organism in Eukaryota, Metazoa, Chordata, Actinopteri, Salmoniformes, Salmonidae. Bases 347 to 1516 code for a protein of 389 amino acids. The record is from RefSeq and is a predicted model, not a curated record.
UAGGACGUACUUGCACACUUUUCAAUGACACAUCUUCUCAUUCGCACCUAUGGACUUAAUUGUUAUCAGAUAUGGCAACCAAAACAACAACCAUAGCAUAAAAACGGGGUAUGCUUAAAAUCGAUAGAUAGGCUAAAGUAAAAUACUGAGAAAACCCACUAGGACGGACGCACCUUCCUACGUUUACUGCUGUCCUGCAAUUACAACCGUUUUAAGAGGCGACUAUUUGAGUAGUUGCAUAUCAUUGGUACCUUUGCAAGGUAAGGAAACACAGGUUAAGACAAGCAACAUUUCAGGGGAGGGGAUAACGCGAGCAGAAAGUUCUAUAGCCUCACCAGUCAUCAUUAUGCCGAGGUAUAAGUUUUUUAUGUGUUUGAUGGUUUAUGUUUGUCUGGGACUGUCUGGGAGUGACGAACCUAACCUUUUUCUGCCACCAACGAGCGAGAUGCCCACCGACGCUGGGCUGUCGCUCCUUGAUGAGGAGGCAGGCGCUCACGAAUGUUCAGCAUGUGUUUGGAGAGAGCAAAGUAAAGUCCUGAGGCUGGAAACCAUCAAAUCUCAGAUCCUGAGCAAGCUGCGGCUCAAGCAGGCUCCUAACAUUAGUCGGGAGGUGGUGAACCAGCUGCUCCCAAAGGCGCCCCCGCUCCAGCAGCUUCUGGACCAUCACGACUUCCAGGGAGACGCGUCCUCCCAGGAUGAGUUUAUGGAGGAGGACGAAUAUCACGCCACUACAGAGUCCGUCAUCACUAUGGCCUCGGAGCCGGAGCCCUUGGUGCAGGUGGACGGCAAGCCCAGCUGCUGCUUCUUUAAGUUCAGCCCCAAACUCAUGUUCACCAAGGUGCUGAAGGCUCAGCUGUGGGUGUACCUUCGGCCGCUGCAGCAGACUUCCACCGUCUACCUGCAGAUCCUCAGGCUGAAGCCUGUCACGGAGCAGGGCAGCCGCCACAUCCGCAUCCGCUCAUUGAAGAUCGAGCUCAAUUCACGUGUGGGCCACUGGCAGAGUAUCGACUUCAAGCACGUGCUGCAGAACUGGUUCAAGCAGCCGCACACCAACUGGGGAAUCGACAUCAAUGCCUUCGACGAGAGCGGCAACGACCUGGCAGUGACCUCGCUGAGACCAGGAGAGGAAGGGCUGCAGCCGUUCCUGGAGGUUAAGGUUCUCGAGACGACCAAACGUUCCCGACGUAACCUGGGACUGGACUGUGACGAGCACUCCACCGAGUCCCGCUGCUGCCGCUACCCGCUGACGGUGGACUUUGAGGCCUUCGGCUGGGACUGGAUCAUUGCUCCUAAGCGCUAUAAGGCCAACUACUGCUCGGGCCAGUGUGAAUACAUGUUCAUGCAGAAGUACCCACACACCCACCUGGUACAACACGCCAACCCCAGAGGCUCAGCAGGGCCCUGCUGCACCCCCACCAAGAUGUCACCCAUCAACAUGCUCUAUUUCAACGACAAGCAGCAGAUCAUCCACGGCAAGAUCCCUGGUAUGGUGGUAGACAGGUGUGGCUGCUCUUAGGUCCAACGGAAGUCAUGCAUACUCAUGCACACCCAACUCUGCAUUAUUUCCACCCAGAACCCUGACUGAGACCUCCUCUGGCAGCAGACUCUCACUCCCCUCUCCCCAGACUCUCACUCCCCUCUCCCCAGACUCUCACUCCCCUCUCCUCUCCCCAGACUCUCACUCCCCUCUCCUCUCCCCAGACUCUCACUCCCCUCCCCUCUCCCCAGACUCCCCUCUCCCCAGACUCUCACUCCCCUCUCCCCAGACUCUCACUCCCCUCCCCUCUCACCCCCUCCCCUCUCAAUCCCCUCUCCCCCGACUCUCACUCCCCUCUCCCCAGACUCUCACUCCCCUCUCCCCAGACUCUCACUCCCCUCCCCUCUCACCCCCUCCCCUCUCAAUCCCCUCUCCCCAGACUCUCACUCCCCUCUCACUCCGCCACAAAACAUCCCACUGGACCUACAUUCUCUUAGUUAUUGAUUUUAGUCAAACAUGUAAAAAGUUCAUAUGAAAUGAAGAUAGGAGUGAGGCUGAGUGGUAGAAAUAUAUAUAUAUUGACGAUUAUGAAGGGGGUCUAUCUGUGGAGCAGCUUAAGAAAUUGAUGGUAAAUAAGACAACUAUGUUUUUGUUAGUUUUUCUUUUUUUCUUUGAAAAGAUGGUGUCUUUAUUGAGAUGUCCUGAAUAGUGGAUCCAGACUGAUGGAGGGAGACAUUUCUAAGCAGUUACAGUAUAUUAUCAUUUUUCCACAACUUUCACUUUUAGCAUCAUUACAACAAAAAAAUCCCUUGUCUACUUUUAGACUAAAAGUUCAUGAAAUGAAUCCAAAAUGUUGUUUUAAAAAAAAUAGUAAUGUUCUAGAGAUUGUGUUGAAAUCCAAAAGCAAACUCUGUGCCCUCUGUAGAUGUAACUACCACCCCAGUGUGACAUUCUUGAGAAUCCAAGAACCCUUUCACAGUUACUUUGAUCUUAUUUUACCUGUAAUCUUGUAAAACGUUAACAUACGAAAAUAGUUUUCACUACCGUAAAGUGAACAGCAAAGGGUUUGUUUACACUUUCUCCCUAUGUUUUACUGCAGAAGCUCACAUAACAGUUUAGAUGACCUCCAAUAUCAACCUGUGCACAAAGUUUAGAUGAACUAAGACAUGUCAAAGUAACUCUUAAAACUGUGUGUGGUCUAGAUUAAGAACACACAAAAAAAAUCAGGUUUUGGCUUGUUAGAUCUUUGUAUAGAUCAUCUUUUAUAUGUAAUAGACUAAAUCCAAGAGCAUUUUAAAAUCAACAACAUGUGAGUCAUGCAAGGGUGCCAGUUUACACUACUGUAAUUGUCAGAUUAUUUUGUAUGGAGUAAAUUCCGAGUGAAAGGGAACCCCACAAGUACCUUGACAAAUGUGGUCCACAUGAAUAUAGCCUACUUAUAUACUUUUGUCAUUUUCACUCUGCACACUGUGCAAUUACCAUUCCCACUACUAUCCUCUCACAUUAAUUUACACAAACAAACCCAAUGAGUAGAGGACCAAAUGUAUUCUGCCAAGUUGCUAUGGUGGGAAUGUUAUGAUGGUUGUGACAAAGAAGACAACCUUGUGUUGGAAAGAAACUAAACUGCUUGAUUGAUAUAGGCCUUUGUGCUACUAAGGGAAGAAGAGCUAGGUUGUGCAUCAUAAAGAUAAGGAAAACACUGAUACAGAUAAUACAGCUGAAAUGCCAUUUCUAGUUUAGAGAACAUAUUUUGAUUGAAUAUCCCAGAGCCCCUAUCCCCACCUGUAAUAUGCAGUAAAUAUUGAACGUGCUUGAAAGACUGUAGAUAAGAAGCUUGAAGUCUGUCUUGUUUCCUGGAUGUGAAUAUAUCCCUUUGUUGUAAACGAAAGCACUACGCUGUUGGGAAAAGGAAGAGCCUUUUGACAUAAAUAAUAUAUGUAUAUAAUUAAAAGGGAUACAAAAAAUCCUUUCUGGGCACUACCUUACCAACAAUAAAUUUUGCACUAUGGGACGUUCAUAGCGUGAGGAGUCAUGUUGUUGUUUGUGUUUGUAUUUUACCUAAUCAAGCACGAGCGUUUACAAUUGAAAAAAGAACUGUUCAAGCUUCUGGCACCGUGUGGAUAAACUAGUCAGCCUCUCACUUCUUUUGUUACCAUCACGCUUUCCUGACUUCCUUUUUGUCUGAAGCGGAGGCCUGUCCAUAUUCUCACGCUCUUCCUACACCCAGAAACCUGGACUGACCAGCGGCCAAAAGGCCUCAUCGCCCUACCGAGGUGAUAAGUCAUGUGUGUAACAAGUGUCUGGACUGAUGAACAUAGAACGCUUUAAACUGGAAAUGCCCCUCCAUCAACUUCAAUCAAUUUGUUAUCAACUUUGACAGACUUUUGUCCUUUUGAAUUUGAGCUACUUUUUGUGUUGACUGUCUAACACAGACACGUUUUGCCUUUGUGUGUUUUGAGUGAGAGUGCCCAUAUUAGAAUGGGAAAAGGUAUCCAGGGAUCGUUAGCCAAAGUAGAGGAUGACAUGUUGUGUGCUGUAACUUUUGUAACUGCAGGAAUAUGCUAAACAAUUUCAAAGGGAGAAAAAAAUGUGGUAUGGGCAGUGGUUGGAAACAAUUCAACUGGUCAAGUGUAUAUUUAUUCAGAUCAAAUCAAUGAAUUUCAAAGUAUGUCUACCUCACUUUAGCAUUGUGAAACCUUGCUUAAAAAAAUUGACAGUUAGGUUUUGUUAUGAGUUAAUAUGUACAAACAUGUAACCAGAAUAGUAAACCCCAAAACAUAGACUAAAGCCACAGGGUCACCUUGAUCUCAGAUCCAGAUUGAGACAUUUACAGUGGAGUUCAAAAGAGUGACUGAAGCAAAUAACUAAAGGUAAUUUGUGCUGACAAAUGAAUAAUAAAUAUCUGUGCCCAGGACCAUUGGUUAACUCUGGUUAAUGCAGUGGAUAAAGUUGCAUCUUGACUUUGUGUAUGUAUACUGGUAUGUACAGUGCCUUCAGAAAGUCUUCACACCGCUUGACUUAUACCACAUUUCAUUGUUAGAACCUGAAUUCAAAAUAUAUCAAAUCUAUUUUUCCUCGCCCAUCUACACACAAUACACCAUAAUGACAAAGUGAAAAAAUGUUUAUUGAAAAUGAAAAGCAGAAAUAUCUAAUUUACAUAGUAUUUCACACCCCAGAGUCAAUACAUGUUAGAAUCACCUUUGGCAGCGAUUACAGCUGUGAGUGAGCGCUUCGCACACCUGGAUUGCACAAUAUUUGCACAUUCUGUUUUUAAAUUCUUCAAGCUCUGUCAAGUUUGUUGAUUAUUGCUUGACAGCCAUUUUCAAGUCUUGCCAUAGAUUUUCAAGCUGAUUUAAGUCAAAACUAACUAGGCCACUCAGGAACAUUCAAUGUUGUCUUGGUAAGCAACUCCAGUGUAUAUUUGGCCUUGUGUUUAAGUUUAUUGUUCUGCUGAAAGGUGAAUUUGUCUCCCAGUGUCUAUUGGGGAAAAAAACUCCCUAGUCUUUGCCGAUUACAAGCAUACCCAUAACAUGAUGCAGCCACCGCCAAUGCUUGAAAAUGUUUUGUUUUCAGCAAACAUAACACUUUAUUCAGGACAUAAAGUUAAUUUCUUUGCCAUAUUUUCUGCAGUUUUACUUUAGUGCCUUAUUGCAAACAGGAUGCAUGUUUUGGAUUGUUUAAAAAAAAAUCUGUACAGGCUUCCCUUCUUUUCACUCUGUCCUUUAGGUUAGUGUUGUGGAGUAACUACAGUUGUUGAUCAUGGUGAAAUCCCUGAGCGGGUUCCUUCCUCUCCGGCAACUGAGUUAGAAAGGACGCCUGCAUCUUUGUAAUGACUGGGUAUAUUGAUACACCACCCAGUGUAAUUAAUAACUUCACCAUACUGAAAUGGACAUUCAAUGUCUGCCUUUUUAAAUUUUUACCCAUCUACCAAUAGGUGUCCUUCUUUGCAAGGCAUUGGAAAACCUCCAUGGUCUUCAUGGUUGAAUCUGUGUUUGACAUUUACUGUUCGACUGAGGUACUUCACAGAUAAUUAAUUGUAUGUGGGGUACAGAAAUUAGGUGGUCGUUCAAAAAUCAUGUAAAACCCAUGCAACUUAUGUGACUUUUUUACUCCUGAACUUAUUUAGGCAUACCAUGAAAGGGGUUGAAUACUUAUUGACUGAAGACAUUUCAACUUUUCAUUUUUAAUUAAUUUCUACAAAAAAAACGGGUAUUGCGUAUAGGCCAAUGACACUCAAUUUGAUCAAUUUUAAAUUCAGGCUGUAACAAAAUGUGGAAAAAAGUCAAGGGGUGUGAAUACUUUCUGAAGGCUCUGUAUGAGAAAGUGUUUUCAUAUAUUUAAAUAUGAGAGGAAAAAAUCUAUGUAAAUAAAUACCCAAAUGUUAACAUUUUAUAAUGUUUUGGACAGGUUCUCCGCUUCUAAUGUUUUUGCCCACUUUUAUUUCUCUUUCAUUUGUUCACGUUAUGUAGAUAAAAUUCAACCCAAUGUUGUAGUUUAAUGGUUUUGCAUAUAUGAAUAACUGUUCCAUUGUUAUUUUGUUUUAUUUUCUGUCUUAUUUUGUACAAUAAAUCAUUUAUUUAGCUUACGAAAUUCA